Molecule: messenger RNA, 480 nt
Organism: Racocetra persica
Lineage: Eukaryota; Fungi; Glomeromycota; Glomeromycetes; Diversisporales; Gigasporaceae
Source: the annotation of a GenBank genome assembly
AUGGCAACAGCAAGAACAAACCUACAGCAACAGCAAGAACAAACCUAUGGCAACAGUAAGCGAUUAAACAGCAAACAAGCAAUUUCCGGCUAUAACAAAACUCCACGGCACGCACUUGUUAAUAUCUUUUGGACAAGGCUCAAUGGUUAUAUAUUAGAUAAUGGUGAUAAGCGUAAAACUUUCGUUUGUAGACUUUCAAAACCUAAGGAAUCAAGCAGAAGAAAAGAAAACCUCCCUUCUGAAAAGCUUUGCAUAACCUGGAAAAGAGACGCUGUAAAUUUUGAAGCUAAAAUCAAAAUAACGUGGUUAGCGGCAUCGAAUAUGGUUACAAUUGAAAGGGUAAAUGGUGCCUCUGAUCAUAGCUAUUUGAUAGAAGAAAGUGACAUGCAUAAAUGGUCAAAAUUUAUUAGGGAUAUGGUGGGCAAUGAGGCAAUUAAGAACUACAAACCCCUGACAAUUGCAAAUGUUGUUAGGAAAGAG